UCUGCGGAGUACAUCCAACUCGCCCCGAAUGCAUGCUCACUGUCUGACGCUGUGACCCAACCAAACGUAACCCUAAGGGUCCUCGUUAAAUACAUAGCUUUAUCUCAAUCCGGAAGCGAUAUAAAACGUGUGACUACGUCGCUAAUGUAAAUGGCGAGCACAUUAAUAAUAGUGCGUUAUCUUUGCGCGCGUCUCUCACUGGACGCUUUCACGUCAGGUGGUGCUGUACUAGUAAUGAAGAGGUGAAUCCCCAGUCUACAGUUUUGGGACCUACUCGUGCGCCGGCGUUCGAGCGAUUAACCGAGUCAGCGUGGGUUCUCCGUGCCGUUUUGAGUGUCAGUAACUAAACUGACAUCUUCUUAUCAUGCCUGUGAAGAAAUGAAUCGCGGUUCAGCGCUCGGCUUACACAGAAUCGCGCGCCGAGAGAACUUUGCUUUGGAACUCUUGUGCGGUGGAUACGGCACGCGCCACGGUAGCGCGCGGAGGAUCAACAACUUUCCUCAGAAGCAGCGCUAGCGUCUUUCCCAUGUCGCUUCGAAACCUUCCAUGUCACCAAUUAUUGUUGCUUUAAUUGGACGAGAAUGUUUCAGAGACCGUGUCUGCUCAAACUCGGGGAAAACAUCGUUGGUAAGCCUUGAGAAGCGGAUAAUAAAUGACUUUUAUGCACCUCAGACUCGCGUCCUCGCCAGGUGGACUGUGAAGAGACAGAAGAGGAAUGUUUAUCCGAAAUUUAUUGCCGCUCAGUUUGGGUUUUUUGCCGUUUUUGUUAAGUCACUGCUUUCUCUCACUGUUUCUUCCGUUAUUUCAGUUUGCGACAGGGGAGCUCCAGAAAUCAUGCUCUCGAACCACAGUGGCACAGCUGGAAGGGAGCUGCCAGUUGCCAUGCCAGUGUAGGCCCUACCCACCGUCCCCUCUCACCCCUCCUCCACCACCCCCAAGGCUUCUGGCUCCAACUGUGGCUCCCUCCACGGUAUCCCCCAUAACUCCAUGGAGAAGAGAGAUGGAGAUUUUAGUACUGGGGACAGUAAGCUGUGCAUCUGUGGUCUUCCUCCUCUUGACUGCCAUCAUUUGCUACAAGGCCAUCAAGAGGAAACCCCUUCGAAAAGAAGAGAACGGCACAAACCGAGGGGAGUAUGCCAUGAGCUCACGCUGUAAACAGCAGGUAGUGGAAACCAAUAACACUGGAGUAUAGUGGCCAUGCUACAGCUGAACAUUCACCCUACUACGGCACCACCAUCUCUGUUUGGGUUUAUGAGAUGGACACAAGGUAAAUGAUGAAUUUAGGAAAGGUAAAGCUCACGGCUGCCCUUCUUGGGACAUAAAAUGAUGUUUAAAGAAAAGACAAAAGUGAAUCCGAAAUGACUGACGUGUAUAGGCAAGUAUAAGCAGGUUUUGUGGAGACAUGGAAAUUCUUAGCGAUGCUGGCAGCUGCACGAGUAUCACGAGACUCAACCUGGCGGCCCCCCCGGGGCCCCUUUGAGGACAAUAUACAACACCAACAACUAAAUAAACGCAUGCACUUUCUGUUGAAUGCAAUGAUGUUUUAAAAUUCCUGUCUUCUCUUGUCUUUAACUCUGUCUUUGCAGUGUUCCUCAUUAAACAGUAAAGGUUCUCUCACCUCAUGUAGAUUGUGUGAGUGUUUAAUGGUUAAAAGACUGCAUAGGCCCCAUUGUUUUGAUACAAUCAACAAAUGGGAUCGGAUGGUCCUGUAUUUUGUGCACCAAAAAAUAUACAAUGGAAAACAGGAAAUGUUUUCCUUUAACACCCAGAAAUUUAUUGCGGUUUGUGUUACUAUGCAAUUGGAAAGGUUUGAGUUCUCGAGGUGCAUGUUUAUAAUACAAUAAAACACGAGGCUAGCGUUAGCAUUGCUGAUAGUUAGCAGAUUGUAGUCUGAUCAUCCUAUACAUUUGUAUUCAAAUUUGUCUGACGGUGUAGCCCACAUGUGAAAGAGAUCUAUUUAUAAAUGCAUUGAAAAAAAAACAACAACAGGCAUGAUGAAUUAGUUUUAGGGAUGGGUUGAAAUAGCUGAUAUUAAAAUUUGUACUAUUUUGUCAAAAAAUAAAAUGCACCACAAACUAAAAUUGUUAGGUUUUGUGAAUGUCAAAGCAAUGUUUGGAUGCGUAGACAACAUUAUGUACAGUAUGAAAUAUGGAUAACUCUUUAUUUUGAAAUGAAUAAUUCAUUGAGUAGUUGAGAUCUUAAAAAUCAUAAUAGGUGCGAGUUCCAUUAUAGAAAUAGUGCUCUUAAAGGGUAAAACGUUUGCCAUAUUGUUCUAAGUUGGCUCUAGACAAAAGACAUUUAAAAACAAAUGUUCACAAUUAAAUAUCCAUUAUCUUCCAAUAAAUAUCCAAUAUAUUUAUACAAGUAGUAAAAACUGACUGUUACCUUAUAACAGAUAUGGUCCUGAUAUAUGGUGCAUCAUUCUUUUAACUAGUUUGGCUUUCUGUGUUACAUUUAUAUGAAAUACACAAUAUGAUGGAUGUCCAAUAUCAGUUUACCUUUCGGUAGUCGCACAUUGUUCAUGAAAGCGGUCUAUAAUUUUGCUCCAUAAUGGGUACAUUUUAAAGUUUAAAUAAUUUAAAAUGUAUUGUCGUGUGUGUUUUUGUUUUAAACUUAAUACAAUGGGAAACAUAUAGAUUUUACAUUAGUCAUUUGCUCAUUAUGGUUAAUACAACAGAAAACGGUGCAAUAGUAUAACUCCAUUUGAUUAUCAAAACAUCAUCUCUUUGUCUUAUUAAGGCUCUUACCGACCUUUUUUGGCAACUCGUAUAAAACUAGGACAUAACAAGCUUUUACGAAGACGGUUUAAAGCUAUUUUAAAGUCGUUAAUACUGUGAUUUCCUGUGGGUUAGUGGAUGCUUUAAAGAUGUAUCAAGGUGAUUCAUCAAACAAGCUUAACCCUGCAUUUAGCUUGUAUCACUCUUAACCAGAUCCUCUUCACAUUUUUUAUUGGAUCUCUAUAUAUUGAACGUGUCUAGUCCCCCCCGACUCCCCUUUUUUCGUCGACAGGAGCUUGUUGUAGAAAACAGCGAUGCACUGGUCAAGCAUAGUAACACUGAACUAUGAAUCAUAAUAUACAACCAUAUACAACUGAGCAAUGAUGUUUACAUAACAUACAAGCUUGUGUGAACAAAUAUCUUCAUAAAACAUUCUCACAAUCUACUGUACAGUCAUUCACCCAUUCAACAAGAUAUAUGAACUGAAGAUACAUGUGUAUUAUACUGUACAUAAUAUACUGUAUAAGGUACUCAGAAUUGUAUUGCAUGAAUGUACAUAUCAAUAUUUGCCUUCUUGACAGUCUAUUGUGUGUACAGAGUAAGAGAAAAUGUUUAUAGGGAUAAGUAUAAGUCGAUGUGUCGUCAGAACAGAAUAAGUGUUAUUGUUUGUCUGGAACAAGCCAUUAAUGUAUAUUUGAGUAAUCAGAGGUUGUUGCACAAUGUAUGCAUCACAUACCAAAAUGUAAAACUAUUAUAUAUUGUGCAUUGAACUAAUUUAAUUGCAACUUGCUGACUUUUUUAGUUUUAAAUAAAAUUGUACUACUGAAUCACA
Molecule: messenger RNA, 3549 nt
Organism: Puntigrus tetrazona (Sumatra barb)
Lineage: Eukaryota; Metazoa; Chordata; Actinopteri; Cypriniformes; Cyprinidae
Gene: prima1
Product: proline rich membrane anchor 1
Source: RefSeq, a predicted model, not a curated record